Molecule: messenger RNA, 285 nt
Organism: Durotheca rogersii
Lineage: Eukaryota; Fungi; Ascomycota; Sordariomycetes; Xylariales; Xylariaceae
Exons: 2
Coding region: 1-285 (94 amino acids)
Source: RefSeq, a predicted model, not a curated record
AUGCAGAUCUCCGCCUUCGUCGCCUUCUUCCUCGGCAGCACCGCUGUGCUGGCCGCUCCUGCUCGUGUCAUCGCGAACGCCGACGGCGAUGCGGCCGCGCCUACCACCACCGCUCUUCAGGAUAUGCUCGCUCGCGCCUUCGGCCUCGACCCCGCCAUCAUCGCCGAGCUGACUAGGAGGUUCCCUAACGACCCGACUGCGGAAGACUGCGCCGGCGAGAGGCUGUCGUUCGGAGAGCGGCGGCAGUGCAUCGAUGCCGGCUUCCUCGACGACCCGAGCUUCUAG